Messenger RNA from Spirodela intermedia, 1728 nucleotides. NCBI's taxonomy places the organism in Eukaryota, Viridiplantae, Streptophyta, Magnoliopsida, Alismatales, Araceae. The record is from the annotation of a GenBank genome assembly.
AUGGCCGAGCAAUCAUACACAGUUGCGUCCGACAGUGAAACCUCAUAUGGUGACAAACCAUCUCCGUUCCCGGACGUUGCCCUUGGAAUCGACAUUGGGACCUCCCAGUGCAGCGUUGCCAUAUGGAAUGGAUCAUAUGUGGAACUUCUCACUAAUACUAGAAACCAGAAACAUCUGCGAUCAUAUGUGUUAUUCAAGGACGAGCUCCCCACUGGAGGAGUAAGUGAAGAACUUGGGCACGACGAAGAAGAAAUAUUCUCAGGAAGCGCCAUUUUUAACAUGAAGCGCUUGAUAGGAAGGGUGGAUACAGACCAGGUGGUGCACUCAAGUAAGACCCUUCCGUUCCUCGUGCAGACGCUGGACAUUGGCGUCCGACCUUUCAUUGCAGCUCUGGUAAAUAAUGUCUGGAGAUCGACAACACCUGAGGAGGUUCUCGCGAUCUUUCUAGUGGAGCUGAAGGCCAUGGCUGAGAUCCAGCUGAAACGUCCGGUGAGAAAUGUCGUGCUCACGAUUCCCGUCGCCUUCAGUCGGUUUCAGCAGACCAGGAUUGAGCGAGCGUGUGCCAUGGCAGGCCUUCGUAUUCUCAGGCUGAUGCCGGAGCCCACAGCCGUCGCCCUUCUCUACGCACAGCAGCAGCAGCAUGCCGUCCAAGAAAACAUGGGAAGCGGUUGUGAGAAGAUUGCUCUUAUAUUCAACAUGGGCGCGGGGUAUACCGACGUUGCUAUAACGGCCACCGCGGGAGGAGUCUCACAGAUCAAAGCACUCUCGGGAUGUUCAAUGGGCGGAGAAGACAUACUCCAGAAUGCGAUGCGCCAUCUCCUACCGGACUUGGAAAGUCUCUGCUCAAAUCACAGCUUAGAAGCGAUCAAAUCCAUGGGUUUGCUUCGAAUCGCCGCCCAAGACGCAAUCCACAAGCUGUCCACGGAGUCGAGCGUCUCCAUUGACGUGAGCUUGAGCGGCGAGUCGAAGCUAUCCCGCACUCUGGAUCGGGCGCAGUUGGAGGACAUCAACAAGAGCAUCUUCGAGAGAUGCGAGAGCCUGGUAAGACAGUGCCUGGCCGACGCAAAGCUAGAAGCCGACGACGUAAACGAUGUCAUACUAGUGGGAGGCUGCACGAAGAUCCCCAAGAUCAGAAGUUUGGUUCUUGGCCUGUGCGGGAAGAAGAGCCACUACGAGGGGAUGAUGAGCCCCCUGGAAGCAGCAGUGUGCGGCGCCGCUCUGGAGGGGGCCGUCGCCUCUGGAAUCAGCGACCCCUCAGGGAGCCUGGACUUGCUGACCAUUCAGGCCACCCCUCUCAGCCUAGGAGUCCGCGCGGAUGGAGAGAGCUUCAUCCCGAUCAUUCACAGGAACACGGCCGUCCCUGCAAGGAAAGACGUGCUCUUCACGACGGCCCACGACAACCAGACGGAGGCCCUGGUUGUCGUCUACGAAGGCGAGGGCAAGGCUGUUGGGGAGAACCACCUCCUGGGUUACUUCAAGGUCACGGGGAUUCCUCCUGGGCCGAAGGGCUCCGCCGAGAUCAGCGUGUGCAUGGACGUGGACGCCUCCAAUGUGCUGAGGAUCUUGGCCGGGGUGAUCUCCCCCGCGACUCAGCUCCCGGUGGCGCCGCUCAUCGAAGUGAGGAUGCCGACGCUCGACGACGGGCACGGGUGGUGCGCAAAGGCGCUGGAGAAGAUGUACGGCUCAAGCAUGGACUUGUGCACGGCAGCGAAGCGCCACCACCGGUGA